Messenger RNA from Symbiodinium pilosum, 1089 nucleotides. The record is from the annotation of a GenBank genome assembly. Lineage: Eukaryota; Dinophyceae; Suessiales; Symbiodiniaceae.
AUGUCGACACCUGGAAGCGGCAGCCAGCAGGCAGUGCCGAGCACGGUGGCCAACCAGCAAUGGGAGGCGCAGAGGGCGAUUUUCAAGACGCCGGAGUACGAGUCGGUCCAGAGCCUUUUUUGGACCACAACGCGUCAGAAGCGUCCGGCACCCAGUCCGCAGACCAGCGGUUUGGGAACGCCGGCAGAACCGGACAAGGCCGCGAUGGAGGUGGAAGCAGACAUCCGUGCAGAGACGGAACCGGAAGUCUCGUGGAUGGCGGCGGACAACAGACAGGCCCAGAAAUACGCGGUGGGGGUUCAGCUCUUGACAACAGGAUGGCCCCAGGGAAUGGGACCAGCAGACAGGGAGUACAUGGUCGGCUGGUUUCUCCUCAAUACCCCCAAGGUCGUGAACUUCUGCUAUGAGAGGGGGUAUGUCACAGACCACAACGCACACGAAAUCAAAAGGUACCUGAACGCGCUUUCAACAGAUCCUGUGACAGUCCCUGCUGGUGGAGAGUUUUAUUCUGGGAUGACGCUCCUGACCUUCAAAGCCUUCGAGCUCAGGCUGGAAGUUGUGAAAGAACUCAGCCAAAUUAUGCAAAGCCCUCCCUCAGAGACCACAACUCCAGAGACCACAAUGUGGGCGGAGCAGUGGAAUCGCAUUAUGUGGGGAGCACAGUAUGAGCUUGACCAGGCAGAAGCUCAGGCUGUUGCUGCUGCAAAAUCGCAGGCCACUGUUAGUGGAAAGGGGCUGCAGUUGGGGAAGGGCAAACGUCACUGGAGCAGCGUUGCCAUCCACACCAACUAUUAUGAGCCCUUUCCGUUUAAUCUCCAGUUGAUUGUUGUAGACAAAGUCUACUUUAGUUGGGACGAAAUGUGCGACAAAUUUAAAGCACAGCAGCAUAAAGUGGGCAAUUACAGUAUCUGUACAGUCCAGGGGAAACCCCCAGCACCAGUGGUCGAAGAGCUCAACACACAGGAGACAGAGCAGAGCCAGCUGCCGGUGCAGCCGACCACAACGCCCAAAGUUUCAACUGCAGCCAUCCCAGGAACCAAGGGAGCUGCAAAGUCCCAGUCAAGGCCCAAGGGCAAGGGCGGCAGAUGA